CAACAGUCAACAACAGCAACAUCGAUGGUCAACAACAGCAACAACAACAUCGAUGGUCAACAGCAACAGAACUGAAACAACAGCAACAACAACAGAAACAACAACAAAAACAGCAACCACAAGAACAACUGAUGAAACCAGACCAGAAUCAAAACACUCGAUCACCCUGCGACUAUCUCUCUUCCUAUUACUCUUGGCCACCCUAUUCGGAUAUCGAAGACUAUUGAUUGGCUGUUUACUACUACUGGUCUACUCGAUCGGAAUAGUCAUCCUCUUCAACCUCGGGCUCUCGUACUGGCUUCACCCCCAGCCAGCUGAUGAUUCAAUCGAUCAGAAGAAAAAAUCAUUGUACCACCGUCUCAACUUCUCAACACCAGCUGCCUAUUCAGCCGCCUUGAUCAAAAACAGCUGGGAAACUCAUACCGAAUGGCGUCAGGAACCACUACACCCAUCCCUCCAACCUAAGACCACGGCUGUACUGGACCGGCUGAUUGCUAAGAUCAUCAGAGAUUUUGUUUGCAAGUGGUAUAAUCAAAUUUCACCACCCAGUCACACUAACAUCGAACCAUCAUCUGGUGCUCAACAACAAGAAAAAUUCGAAUCUAACACUCCCACCGACAUCUUCUCAUCCCCCGCCUUCCCGCUCGCUGUUGAGAAAACUAUCCGGCAUUCACUUCGGAUCUUAUUCGAUAGGUUUGGAAAGAUCGACUUGGCCAACCUGAUCAUCCACAAGAUCUUACCCAUUCUGACCACUCACGUCGAAGCUUUCAGACAAGCCGAAUACGAUCUCAGAGGUGGCGCCCUGCCCGUCCACGACCAUUCGCGUCGAUCACGAAAUGAGUCUAGGGGUCGUCUCUAUCGUGCCUUCUUCAGCUCGGGGAACGAUGAAAUCGAUCUGCUUCUCUCCCGCCUUCAUGCUGAUGUACUACGCCGCAAGAGUCAAGAGGCUGAGCACAACAGUCCUUCUAACUCGGGUGAAGAGCGCCUCAAACCCUCCAGCCGGCUUCAUCCGGCCGUCGACGUGCCCACUCCCAAUUCACAAUCAUCAGAACAAGCCCAUCUUCGCAAGCUGCUUGAACUCCUUCUCCCGCUCAUCCUUCCACCCUCAGAAUCCAAGAGUGUCGCCGUCAAAUCGUUGGUGGUUGAGUUACUGGCCUGUUGUGUGAUCACACCGGUGAUCGAGAUGCUUUCCGAUUCAGACUUUUGGAACAAUUUGAUUGAAGAAAGGGCUGGUAACGUGAUUCGUGAGCAACGGAUGGUCGAGCAAUUCAGGCAGGUCUUGGAUCGCCAGCUCUCAUUUGUUACGACCUCUUCCUCCAAGAUGGAAAUAGGUGGGACUAGCUCGAGUGCCAGUCCUUCAAUCAAACCCGUUACAGGUUCGGCCGGCCAAACCAACCAGUCCAUCCAACCGAUCCCCACGGCAAAACAGAACGGAAUCCCUGAUUAUGAGUUUACCUCAACCGAAAGCAUCUCAAUCAGAAGUACUGCCAAAGAAUUUGAGCGAUUCUCGAGAUCAAUCCAACGUUGUAAUACUCUGUUUGAUGUUAGGCGGUUAAAAAAUGAUGUAGAAACUCAGAUUCGCAAGGCGGAGGCCGAAUUGGUCGGUGGCUUCGACCCAGAGCAAGUAGACAAAACCCAGCAAUCUGGUAAUUUUCACGAGUCAGCCAUCAACCCUAAUCUACCACCGAUCAAUUCUCGAAGCGACUUGACCAAGUUUCUUGAACGGCUUUCUGCUGCCCGAGAUAUCCUGGACCAUCGACUUGCUGAGUUGGGAGGGUUGAGUGGACCAGUAACCAAUUCCUGGCCAUCUGAAACGGCAGGAUGUGCUGAGCCCAAUUCGUCCAACUCGCUUAGGACGCUUGAAGCACUGCAUAAGCUCCAGCCCAGUCGGAGCCCCAGUCAAAUCCUUCAGGAAAUAUUGAGAGACAGGGAAAGUCCUGCACUUUCUUAUUUCACCGAGUUCAUGGACCGUCGUCAACGUGUGAAACUCAUCCAAUUCUGGCUCGCCGUUGAAGGCUUGAAAAAUCCACUGGAGGAAGAACCUCUUUCCAAUGCCGAUAGCAAGUCUGUCAAGUUACCCGGUAGAUCCGUUCCAGCCAAGUCUUAUGCGUCCUCAACUCACGAAGUAGCAGGAGGGACAAGUCAACUUCCCGAGCGCGACUUGGACGCCAUGAAGGCUGACAUCCAAGCAAUCGUCGAAAUCAACUUUUCGACGGUUGAAGCCACAGAUUUAUUAGGACUCAAGCAGACCGAAGUUUUACCGUUACUCAGCUUUCUUUCACCCGAGCUCGCCCAAAGUUAUCAAUCGACUAUCUCCACUCGAGCUGCCAUCGUACAGUCCAGCUCGACAAACAACAAGAUCUAUUUUGUCACAGAGGCCCGUGCUGCCCUGUUCGCGAUGCAACGUAAGGUCUUUGACCUCAUGUUGGCGGAAGAUUUUCCUGCGUUUGCUGCCGCUGGAGAUUUGUACCUCAGAGCUACCGCCUCCCUGUGUCGUGGGAAAUCGUCGAGUGGAUCUGCCGCAUCACCUGCAGGGCUGGUUACCAGUGAAUCUUUCCCUAAUCUCAUCGAUCUCAAGUCCUCCAACUUCAAAGGUCGCCACGGCUCCUCGCUCUCCCAUAAAUACUUUCCUGUCACUAAGCCUCAGCAUCUGUCGGACAUUGAUUCCUCGCGCCCUAAUCUAAUGGCCGGCCUGAUGGGAUCAGAAUAUAACGAAUCGGUUGGUAAGAAGGACGGGCCGUCUGCAAUGAUCCGAUCCAAGUCUUUCAACGGCUCUCUUCCUUCCAUAGAAUCACAUUCGGGCCCCAAAUACAAUUGUGACAGUCCUGAUUCAAUCACCUCUCCUGAUGCUCUCACGCCCGCCAGAAAAGGAAGCACUGGGAUGCACAAAUCGAAUCCAUCUACUUCAAGUAUCAUCCACACCGUCUUGCGAUCUACGGCAAGUGAUAUGAACAAGUAUAAUCGUCGGAUUGUUCCUUCGCCCGUUCCGCCCCAAGUGACGCUUCAAGAAGCGUUUGAUGAACGUCUGCCAGGUGAACGCUUGUCCGGCCCAACUCACUACGACCAGCACAUGCUUUCGCUGUCCAACUAUACCUUCCCAGUUCAUUUGCCCUCUUCUCAAUCCUCCAGCAAGUUCCAGCCGGUCCACCAAAUCCAGCCGGCCAAGUUCCAGAUGUCUCCUAGUUUAGAUUUCCUCAUUUCCCCCUGCAAAGGCGAUCGGGCACCCCUCUUCGGCGACGAUUUAAGCUUCUCCAUCCGCAAUGCCUCCUCGGCCCGACCUCUCAGUCUCCUCUCGAACUUGGACGUUCAGAAAACCACCAACGGUGAUCUGAAGUCUGGUCAUCUAUCACAGUCCACCUCCCGCGCCAAUGGUGCGAAGCCUAGAAAACGCGACCCGAUAAUGUCACCGGAUGCAAACCUUGCGUUACAAGAAGCCCUCUCAUCGAUCAUCUCGACGUCUGACCAGAGUCCUAGUCUGGGAUCAGUCGAACUGCCACACAGCUCCUCGACUAGCCUCCACAAGGGAAAGUAUCGCUCGUCGUGCUCAAGCCUCUUGGGGGAUGAAAGCGGAAGCACCUUAGAUUGGUCACUCGAUACUCGAGACCGACGGCUGAAUGGCGACCUCGCUAAGCCGCUCUCUCGCUCGACUCCGAGCUCACCAGUCUCGAAGCCCUCACAACGGAAGGGACUUUUUGACGACGACGAGGAUGAUGAAGAUGACGUUGAUGACGAGGAAGAUAACCUGCUGUUGUUCGAGCCUAACAAACAGGCACCAUCGAAGCGCAGGAAAAAGGCCGGCCUCCACCGGGAGAUUGCGGCUAGCUCGCGCCCAAUCCAAGGCUCAUCAACGGCCGUCACGAGUGUUGCGGAAGCCGAUGAGCGGAUCAUGAAGCUCGAGAACGAAUUGACACUCUUGUCAACGCUCAUCCGCCGGGCCGAGCUGACCGGGAACAAGCUCGAGAUCCGCCUGGUUAGAAAGUCCAUCGAGUCUGUCGGCAUGGAGCUCUCCGAGGUGAUCUAUCGGAAGACCCGGUUAAUCCAGCUCAAGGAACUCGCCCUCGGCGGCUUCCGUGCCAAGCUUGUUCCUGGUAGGGUCAAGCUCUCGAUCACCGGUACUACCCUCGGUGGACAUACUCCUCAACAGACUUCUGGUAAAGAUGAUCUCCAGGCGGGACUCUUUGGUGUACUAUCGCCUGAGAAGAAGACUAGCACGGGUCAACAGCAAGAAUACGUUUUGUAUAAGAUAGAGGUCCACAAGCUAGCCGAGGAUGGAAGCUUCGGAUCCGGCUGGAUCGUCUAUCGUCGAUACAGUGAAUUCAACCGACUCAACCAGGCCCUUAAGGCCCUCUAUCCUAUAUCAAGACAGCUCGAAUUUCCGGCUAAGCUCUUUGGUUUGGGCCUUCCUGCUACCACGGGCCUCGGCUUUGUCUCCGUCAACGUCCUGCCCUCCACCGUAGCUAAUCUUCAUAACUUCGGAUCCGCUCAUACUAAUAAAUCUAAUCGUAAUCAAACUUUGAUCGAGCAGAGACGCUUGGGUCUCGAACGGUAUUUAAAGUCCUUAAUCCAGAUCCCAGUGCUCUGUGAAAGUCCUGAACUGGCGAAAUUCUUAUCCCGAUCGUCGUCAACAAAUAACAAUAAUGGCCAGGAUCGAUCGGGGUUAGGAGGGACUAAAACAGGCGACGGAGGAGGAGGAGGAGCAGCAGGUGGGAUUGGGAUCGGGAUGGAUUCAAUGACGCGUUUGAAGAAGCAGGUCGAGUUUUUCUCCAACACCUCUAGCUUCGUCCGUUCAAUCUACAAGGCCAUUGUUACUGGAAGCACGACCAGUCCGCCGGGCGAUUCGAGCGUCGAUGCAUCCGGAUCACGGGUCUUUUUAUCUGACCCCCACCAACAACAAGACCAAUUUGUUCUCCCAAUCUCCAACUCUUCUUCCAACGUUGGCCCUCAAUCCCUCCCCCUCUCCCCCACCUUCUCAUUCUCCUCUCAGUUCUUGCUCGACUGCUUCCUCAAAGGGUCCCACAAGAACGCCCUGAAUCCUGUUCAUGAUGAUCCUACUGCGGAUCAUCAUCGUCAAGUCAGAACCGGUCAUAAAAAUAGCGACUCGAUCGAGAUUAAGGAUCUUCGGAAGAAGAAAACCAAGAAAGAUUCCCCAACUCAACAUGAAGAACAUGAGGAGGAAGAAGAGUUGGAAGAGGAAGGCUACGGGUUUGGGACAACAGAUGAUAGACUGAUCGAUCUCUCUCAGACUUUUAAAGCCUUCGAUGGCGAACUUAUUACCCCAUUCACUCAACCUAUUUCGACCUUUCUCAUCGAAAUCUUCGAUCUCAAUGAUCAUCAUCAAUGGCUUCGUAAGCAGGGUAUCGUCAUCAUUCUACAACAGAUCUUGGGCGGGACGAUCGAGAGGAAGUUUAGAGAAUCAGUGGCAGAAUUGUUGGAUGAUGAACACCUCUCUCAACUGAUUUGUUCGCUGGAAAACUCACUCUGGUUCCCAGAAGAUGACGACGAUCAAGAGAAAGCAGGCAGUUUGAGAGCGGGGGGACCUAAGACGCGAUCGAUUGAAGAGAAACUGAUGACUUGUGAAGGUGCUUAUCGGAAACUUUCGGCUAUCAUUCCCGAUUACGCGGCUAGUAUCCUCGGCAGAUCAAAUGCUAGAUUGGCUACUAGAAGAUCUUUCUCUAUGCUUCAAAAUCGUCGACUUAAUAAACAUUUGAUUUACACUAUCUUGGAUGAGAUUAUUAAAACUUUGUUUCCUGAAUUAAUUGGUUCUUUGUAGUCAACAAGAUGUACAUAAACAUAUGUAAAAUGGUUCUGUAUCAAUUUUCUUUUGGUGUUUUUGUUUCUCAUUAUUAAAACAGAAAACAGCCAACUUUUGUUUGUUUAAAAUUACCUAUCUUAUUAUUUUGAAGGGUUAUAGUUGGAGAGCGAUCUGUCCAUGCAAUCCGC
Molecule: messenger RNA, 5940 nt
Organism: Puccinia graminis f. sp. tritici CRL 75-36-700-3
Lineage: Eukaryota; Fungi; Basidiomycota; Pucciniomycetes; Pucciniales; Pucciniaceae
Exons: 6
Coding region: 53-5770 (1905 amino acids)
Cellular component (GO): intracellular membrane-bounded organelle
Molecular function (GO): phosphatidylinositol binding
Source: RefSeq, a predicted model, not a curated record